This is a messenger RNA of Harmonia axyridis, 1795 nucleotides long. RefSeq lists its product as uncharacterized. The coding region runs from base 239 to 1387 and encodes 382 amino acids. The record is from RefSeq and is a predicted model, not a curated record. Lineage: Eukaryota; Metazoa; Arthropoda; Insecta; Coleoptera; Coccinellidae. The transcript is spliced from 5 exons.
ACAUGCAAAAUGUUCGUUGGGAGCUGCGGCAUGCGGACUCUUUGUUAUUUUAUGAUGGCGCGAAAACUGUAGAAGUUUGGACGUUUUGGGGUUAGAUCUACAUAUGGCAAUAAGCCUCUAGAAACUAGUUGAUACAAUCGAAGAAUUAGAUUAUUUUGUGUAGUGAUUCAAAUUUGUUAGUGAUUGUUCUAAGCAUUCAAAACGUUUGGUGAUUUACCGAAAUUAUUUGUGGUGAAUCAUGGAAUCCGCGGAUAGCACAGAAGGUAAUGGUGGUGGACCAUUCUGGAUGAUGAACUUUUUGAACAGCCGCUUGGAAAAGGUUAAUCGUGAAGCGGCAUCAGUGUCUUCUAGUAACAAUAGAAUUGCGGAACAAACCCAGGUAGUCCUCGAAGCCGUAGUAGAUAAGUCAAAUGGAAUCAGAAUUUCUCGCCCAAUUCCGAAAUUAUAUCGUGAUCAAUACGCUAUAUGGUUCGAAGUGGAAAAUGAAGGUUCUAUAGGCUUCACGAAUUUCACCUUCUCUUUGCAUUGGAAUUCCAAUGAGGAACUCACAUAUGUAUCAUCGAUGCAUCCUGUUAUAAAUGAUAAAACUACUUUGAACGAUAGCUUAGUUUACUUGGAAAAACUAACGAAAAAAGCACUUCUGGUAAUACUGAUAGAUCGACCUCUUUUCGUGAACGAAUUAUCUGUCGACAUAAAUGGUAUUCUGAGUUACACCGAUGAACUUGGAGGGACAUAUGUGGAUGAUAUAUCCACAAUAGUAAUAGGAAGUGAAGAUAUCACCGAAGAAACAGUUGACCUUCCUCCUUUCGAAAAUGAUCGGGAUAUAUUAAACUUUCACACUCGACUUUUAUGCAGCUUCAAGGUUGAUCUUGUAAUACAAAUGAAGACACAACAUAAUCUAAGACGACUCCUAGAACGCGCAGGUCUGAUUCCUUUAAAUCCUUUACAAGGCCUGCCAACACGUUUUUAUGUAAUUCACGGGAAAUCUCAUCUUUUUGAUGGUACAAUUUUGGAAGUAUUAUUUACAGUAGAUAUAUCCGAUGUAUCAGAUAUAAGCGUUUAUACAAAAGAUGUUGAUUGUUUGUUAGCCGUCUUUCAUUAUUUAUACCAAAAAAUGUGCCCACAUUGUCUUCUCCCUAGUGAAUACAAAAUACGCAUUCCGUCUGAAUGGGAAAUUGGAUUUGAUGGCUAUCUAUCAGAAUGUAUUGCAAAAGAAAUAGAUACUUUGAGGAGUCUGACUGUACGGGAAAAUUUCGAUGAUUAUAAAAACAUAAGGAGGGACCUUCUUGAACAAGAAUAUGUAACGGAUAUGGCCUUUGUUAAAUGGCUCGUUGCCAGGGAUAAGCAUGAAACAGUUGAAGAUAAUGAAGAAGAUAUGGAGCUUUAAAUUUUAUUCAAUUUCAGUACAAACAAUAAAAUUCACUUAAAUAUACUAACAAAAAUACAUUGAAUGGAAUUAUGAAUGAAAAAAAAGUGGUAUCAUGGAUAUCAAUAUUUCGUAAGUCAUAUUAAAGGUUUGGCUGAAUCAUUGAAAUUUAAAAACACUAUGGGUACAAAAUCUCUUAUACCCUCAAAUAUUUUCAACUUCAACGUUGACAUAUGAUACUGAAAUAUUCAGUUUACUUUUCGAUCAAAAUUAUUGUAUAAUGUAAAUUUUGGGGUUUGUAUUUGUUUCGUUUUUACUUCAUUUUUUUCACUCGUUUCAAUUAAGUAAUGCGAUAUUAUAUCAUUAUUUUCCGAAUAUGAAAAUCGUUAGAUGAAAAGUAAUAGGUAUAUUAUUAUACUUGAAAAACUA